This is a messenger RNA of Glycine soja, 722 nucleotides long. RefSeq lists its product as uncharacterized. The record is from RefSeq and is a predicted model, not a curated record. Bases 256 to 519 code for a protein of 87 amino acids. Lineage: Eukaryota; Viridiplantae; Streptophyta; Magnoliopsida; Fabales; Fabaceae. The transcript is spliced from 2 exons.
GGGAACAUUUGACAAUGUAAACAUCACUGGUUCUCAAGGAAAAAGUCACGAAGACACAGACAACGCAGCGUGCCUUUCCUCGCUUUUACUCAUUCAUUCAUUGAUACAACAAGAUUGUCAUAUAUAAACAACUCAACCUCCACAUACUCAAAGCACAAACAAUUCUUUACUUGCUGCUCGGGUUGUUCUCAAUAUUCUCUCUUGCUUCCUGACUUCCUAUCACUGCAAAUUCAGUUCUUUGUUGCCUUGCAAGACAUGUGUCCUCUUAGGUUCAUCCUGAUCUUUUUCUCCACCAUGUUGGCCGCCUAUAUUGCAUGGACCACCAUGACUUCCUCACCAGAGAUUGAUUUCACCACCCAAGACAGAGAAAACAAAGCCUCCUCCAACAAGGAUCAUUUCAAUUUCAUCAAGAUGAUUCAGAAUGGAUUCUGGGUAUUCGUUGACAUGGCCAGCGGGGGAUAUCUAUGGAGGAAUUUGAAGUCCAGGAAUGAUGGUGUCCGAGAAGUAAAGAGCUCUUAGAAGUUGGAACUUUCCAAAUCCCAAUCUUGAUUGUUGUUGCAGAAACUUACAAUUCAUUGUUUUAUUUUCACCCCCCAGUGUGAAGAAACCUGUAAAUUCUUGUCUUUCUUUUGUUUUCCUGCUAAUACAUGAUAGGUAAAUGGGGAAGUAACUUGUAGAAUUCAAAUAAUUUUGCAAACCAAAUUCAGUGUUCAUUUUCCAAA